GCGAGGAUCGGAGGGCUGGUGGCUCUGUCCUCCCGACCUCUUCGCUGAGGUGUAAUUCACGUGCCACACGUACAAAAUUCGCCCGUGCCGUCCGUCAGCUCUAACCGAUGUGCAGGGUUCUACAGCCGCCCCGCGUGCCCGCGCGCGCCACCUGCUGUGUGGGGCGUUUCCUACGCGCACCGUGGACACGCGACAGCGCUGCGCGCCCGGCGCCUUUCACGGGCGUCCGUGUGCACCGCCGGGCUCUGGGACCGCGGGCGAGCGCUUCGCUGCCCUCCCUGGCACCGCGUCCUCGGCCGCUCCUAUGCGGCGGCGGAAGGAGACUUCCUGGGUGCAGAACAGCGAGGCCGGGAGGACCGGGCCGGGGUCCGGGUGUAGGUUUGGGGUGGGAAGGGGGCCGCCCGCAUCCCGCGGGAACCCCUGGAGAGCGGGCCGGCCGGGCUCGCGGAGGCACAGGGACGCCCGCGAGGGUCGGCGGCGCCUGGCUGCGUUGCGCUCCCGGCCGCAGGGGGCGGCCGCAGCGCGGCCCAAAGCCCUCCGCGGGUUGCUAGGCUGCCAUUUGGCGCUAAGAUGGGUGAGGCGCUGAUUGGUGGGGUCUGGACGAGGCGGGUGUCGGGUGUCGCAGCGACUGGGCCACAAAAAGAGUACCCCGGAGCUGCCGUCGCCAAUUGGCCCCGAGAGCACCGGAAAUGCCUGCGCACUGGACAGAAGAGACUGCACUCAAAGGCCGGGGGCACCGCUCAUUGGGCCGACGCUGGAGGCGUGUCUCGACCCGUUGGGUGAUUGGGCGUGGGCCUAGCAGAGACGGCACCGGCGCGGUGAUUGGACGCUGGGACACAGCGGCCGCGGCGCGCAAUCCGAGGAAAGUCAGUGCAAGCUGCAUGGGACGGCGGCGGCGCAGGGUGGACCGGGGAGCCGCGGUCGGGGCCUUGCCCGAGGCCAUCGCCGCGCUGAGUCGGACGCUGCCCGCUGGGCCCAGCCCCGAGAUCUUCCGCCGCGCCAAGUUCGACCGUCCGGAGGCGGUGAGGCCCGCGGGGCAGGGGGCCGGGUCGGCAGGAGCCGGGGAAGACGCGGGGUGGCGGCCGGCCCAGCUGACUGUCGCUCUUCGAUCCCCGCAGGCCCCGGCGCUCUGGCAGCUGCUCUUUCGCGUACUCUCGCCGCUGUCAGCCGACGGCGCCUCGGCGUCCCCAGCCCAGGGCGAACCCCCAUCUACAGAGGCCCAAGUCCGAGCGGUGAAGUCCGAGCUGCGCUCCCAGGGCUUCCCCAGGCGGGCGCUGGCACAGCUCCCUGAGGACGGCUCCCAGGGCAGUCGCGAGCUCCUGCUGGCCUUGGCCUGGCUUCUGGCCCGCGGGCCCCUGCUCGAGCGGCUGCUGGCCCAGACCCGCGUGCGGCUGGGCGACGAGAUACCCCUGUGCGAGUGUGAAGCCCUGGCCAGGCCUGGCCCCCCUGUACCCCAUGUGGAAGCUGAUGGCCCUGUGGACAUACGCCACUUGCAGUGGCUGAUGGGAAAGCUGCGGUUCCAGUGGCGGAAGCUGAUCACCAGUCAGCAGGAGCAGUGUGCCCUCCUGGGCAAGAUCCACUCAUAUACCCGCGGCUGCCACAGUGACCGCAGCCUUGGCCACCUGUCUGUUGCUGAGACCGAGCUGCUCAGGGACGCGGAGGGCGGCCAGCAGCUGCUUCAGAGGCUGGAGAGCGAGAAUGUGCGCCUGGAGGCAGCCCUGCGUUGGAGGCGCCGGGAGCUGGUCUUCUGGCGGUGGAUGGACACAGUCCUGGGCACCUGCCCUCCAGAGGCCUCGCAGCCCACGUUUGUGCCGCGGAUCCCCGAGCGGGGGGCUGGCGAGUGGGAGCUGGUGGCCCGCGAGCUGCAGGCCCUACAGGAGGAGUUGCGGGGAGCCGCGGAGCCCCGGCGGGCAGCCUGGGAGGCCAGGGUUGGAGGCUGGGGGCCCGAGUGGAGUGCGGUGCAGCGGGCCUCACGGGAGGCCGUGGGACUCGAGCUGGCAGCUCUUCAGCGGGCCUGGGAGCGAGGUGGGGCCGCAGCCCAGCCCCACGGGCCCUGCCGGCUGGUGAAGAGUGACGCCGGAGCCUCGGGGGGCCCAGGCCUGCGGGCGGCCCAGGUGAUUGAGGUGCUGAGGAGCCGGGAGGCCUGCCUGGAGGCAGUGCUGUGCCAGCUGCAGAGACAGUGUCGGCAGGAACUGGCCAGGCUGGCGGGAGCCCUGCCCGGCCUCAUCUGGAUCUUGCCACCCGGUCGUUGAGGCCCUGUGCCCGCCUAGAGGGGGACCUGCCCUGACCUGCCCUGGUUGGGCCUCGGAGGGGCAGAUUUCAGGGUGGUGGCGGGGACGACGCAGACACAGGGCCCCAGGCAUGGUCUCCCUGAGCCCUGGGGCUGUCCCCACCUGGGGCAGAGCCCAGCCCCUUGGCUAGUAAUACUGGGGGCAGGCAUGACAGGCCCAGUGUGGAGUCCAUGGGCCUUCAGGACCAAGAGAGGACCCAGAAAUAAGUCGUAGAGACCUCUCUGCAGGGGUGAGGCUCCGUUCUGGCCCUCCCACUGCCACCCUUCCGGGUUCCUCUCUGGGGCAGGUUGGGGAGGGUCCGGUC
Panthera uncia (snow leopard) is the source of this 2595-nucleotide messenger RNA. RefSeq names its product tubulin epsilon and delta complex 1 (gene TEDC1). Bases 690 to 2252 code for a protein of 520 amino acids. Lineage: Eukaryota; Metazoa; Chordata; Mammalia; Carnivora; Felidae. The transcript has 7 exons. The record is from RefSeq and is a predicted model, not a curated record.